Limanda limanda (common dab) is the source of this 1056-nucleotide messenger RNA. RefSeq names its product tripartite motif containing 63b (gene trim63b). The transcript has a single exon. The coding region runs from base 1 to 1056 and encodes 351 amino acids. NCBI's taxonomy places the organism in Eukaryota, Metazoa, Chordata, Actinopteri, Pleuronectiformes, Pleuronectidae. The record is from RefSeq and is a predicted model, not a curated record. Gene Ontology annotation, molecular function: zinc ion binding.
AUGGACGUUCAGAGGACAGGAACUAUGGUCCGGCCCCCCAGCCCCAAUGAUAGCCUGGAGAAGCAGCUGAGCUGCCCCAUCUGCCUGGAGAUGUUCACCAAGCCUGUGGUCAUCCUGCCCUGCCAGCACAACCUGUGCCGUGGCUGUGCCAGUGACCUGUACGACUCGCGCAACCCCUACCGCUUCUCAGGUGGUGUCUUCCGAUGCCCUACGUGUCGAUUUGAGGUCGUGCUCGACCGCCAUGGCGUCCACGGGCUCCAGCGCAACCUGUUGGUAGAAAACAUUAUUGACAUCUAUAAGCAGCAGCAAGAAGGCAGCAACAGUGGAACUACAGAAACUACCAUAAAGCCUAAAGAAUCCAAAGAGCCCAUGUGCCAAGACCACGAAGAUGAGAAAAUCAACAUCUACUGCAUCACCUGCCAAGUGCCCACCUGCUCCAUGUGCAAGGUGUUCGGUCAACACAAGGACUGCGAGGUGGCACCUAUAGCCAGUGUGUACCAGACACAGAAAGGUGAACUGAGCAACGCUAUCGAUACCCUGGUUUCCAGCAAUGGCCGUCUACAGGCUCUUCUCAACCAGAUGGAAGACGCCUGCCGUGUGGUGCAGGAGAACGCUCAGCGUGCGAAGACCGGCUUAGCCGAGCGCUUUGACCACUUGUAUGCUGUUCUCGAAGACCGCAAGAACAUUCUACUAGAGCAGAUUAGUAAAGAGCAGGAUGAGAAGGUGGCAGCUCUCCGGGCUCUGGCCCAACGAUACGGUGAACGACUGCUAUCGAGCACGGAGCUCACCGACACGGCGGUGAGAGCCCUGGAGCAGAGUGGUAGCGCCGAGUUCCUCGUAGCUUCCAAGGGUCUCAUCCUGCAGACCAAGGACGCUGCUAAAUGUUCGCUCGGGGAGGAGAGGCCAGAGCCGGGCUUCGAGAAGAUGGACCACUUCACUUUGUCGACGGAGCAUGUUGAAGCAGUCCUGGCAAAGAUGGACUUUGGAGUGUGUGAAGAUGAGGAUUUCGAAGAUGCAGAGGAGGAAGAAGAAGAAGAGGAAGAGGAGGAGGAAUAA